GUCCACAUUCUUGGUUUUAAAUUUGGAUGACAAAAUGGAGCUACGCAAAAUUCUUGCUUCAUAUACACAAGCUACAUUGCGUGCUCCCAAUAAAGUAUAGUACUCGUGCUUAGCUUUCUGGCCAAUAUGGAGCAUUUCGCGAAGCUGCCGGAGGGAUGCAUCUCUGAAAUCGUUUCCUUCACUUCGCCGGCCGAUGCGUCGGCGCUGUCUGUCAUCUCCAAAUGCUUCAAAUCGGCAACCGAGUCGGACACCGUAUGGAAGAAGUUUUUGCCCUCCGAUAUUGAUGAAAUCGUCUCAAAAUCACCCGCUCCCUUUGAUUUGCCACCCACCAAGAAGGAACUUUAUAUGUUCCUUUCUCAUUCCCACAUUCUCCUUGCUGGAGGAAAACUGGGUUUUUCCCUGGAUAAAAGAACUGGAAAGAAAUGUUUCAGAGUUGCAGGCUCAGAACUUGUUUUCACCCAGAGGAAUCAUUCAAAUAGCAUGUAUACGGAACCAGAGCUAUUAUGCUCCAGGUUAUUCACUGCACAUGUUCUUUAGCUUUAAGAAUGACAGGUUAUAUACUCUUCUUAAAUUAACCAUUUUUAAUAUCGGAUACAAGGCACUCUGAUUUUGCUGUAAUCAAGUCAGAUGGUAGCGAGUUUGACGUUUUUGGGAGAAUCAGCAGUGAAAAGUUAUCUGAAAAAACACACUACUCAUCCUAUUUGGUGUUCAUGCCUUCAGCGGAGUCUGCCAGCAUCGCCCUCUCAUUCUGGGGAGUGUGUAGAUUUGCUGACAAUGAGGAUAGAGUUGUGCCUGAAAGGAGAGUUCGGUUUUAUAAUUUUCGAGUUCCCGUUGUUAGAGACGAUGGAUGGUUGGAGGUGGAAAUUGGGACCUUUUUCAACGCCGGAGGGAACAGAGGUGAUGUUGAAUCUUGUUUGCUUAGUGUCUUUAUUGGGUGCGGCCGAUUCCUUAUUGUGCGAAGGCUUGAAUUUCGGCCUUAUCGUGCGAGGGCUUGAAUUUUGGCCAGAAAUUAUUUUUGGGGAUUUUCUAAGGAAUUUUUGGAAGUAAAAGCCAACUUCUAGGCUUCUAGGCUUCUAGGCUCUAGCUAGAGAUGUGAACUGAAUAAAAAAGCAACUUUUCAUCUAGAAAUACAUAUAGACUAUGUAUAGUACAUUCUAUCUCGAUGGGGUAUUGGGGUGUAUCGAUCUACUAUCAGGACAUGUUCAAUAGCAUUCUGGUAAUUGAUUUGAAAUCUUAUGUAAUAUUGUGAAUUUAUUUUGGCCAACGUUUUUUUCUAAUUAUAUUUAUUUUUGUCAUAUCAUAUAUUCA
This is a messenger RNA of Cuscuta europaea, 1308 nucleotides long. The record is from the annotation of a GenBank genome assembly. NCBI's taxonomy places the organism in Eukaryota, Viridiplantae, Streptophyta, Magnoliopsida, Solanales, Convolvulaceae.